Molecule: messenger RNA, 875 nt
Organism: Penicillium samsonianum
Lineage: Eukaryota; Fungi; Ascomycota; Eurotiomycetes; Eurotiales; Aspergillaceae
Exons: 5
Coding region: 53-724 (223 amino acids)
Source: RefSeq, a predicted model, not a curated record
CCAACCUGCUCAAUUACUCACUACCAAGUACCUUGGACUAUUUACAGCUCCGAUGUUUGCAGCAAGAGCAUUUGGCCGACAGGCCCGAGUUCUCCCCAGAUGGACUCAAUUCCGUUGUGUAUCGACAUUGGAAGGGUCUCCGUACAUAUACGUGUUCCCAAAUGAACCAACAAGUGGAACCCACAUCUUAUCACUAUUACCCUCCGAGCCCGUCAACCGAGACUUGGCUAUCGGAAUCUCGACUCAACUGCCACCGACAACAGACUCCUUCAAAGAGAACCCCAAAUUCCUGAAUAUUGUACAAGAAGUGUGCUCAGAAUACGCACAUGAAGACCCCGAUGCCAAGUCCCAAGCUCAGGUCAUGGUGUCUGUAGCCGGAGCGAAUCUGAACUCAGGCGGCGUGUUAUUAACCGGCCAGCGCGGGAGACGUCGUGGGGCCGACUCGGCCAGCGGUGCUAGUGGUCAAGGUGGUGCUGGCUCUGGUGGUCGUGGUGGUUGGAUUCAUGUCUCUGACGGCAGACGGCCGCCUGACUAUGGGCGGAUUGCUUGGCCCGAGGAUAUGUUCGGAAGCCUUGAGGUGGAUGCCAAAGGUCAGUUCGUUGGAGACAAUGGCAAUUAUCAGCCAAGUGGUACCUAUCGUAUCCUGACCCGAGAUGGAAUUUUCGGAUUGAGUCCUUUCCUCAGAGAAAAGCUGGUCCAGAAGCUACGAGAGCUUGAGAGGUGAUUGAUCACUUCAAAAUACGGGUACAUCGCCCACUGAAUUCUAUGUAAAAUAUAUAUCAGCCCUCAGCAGUCAACUCGGAGCUCUACUCUUUUCUUUCCAACCCGCAUUCAAUUUCUGUUGGACUUUUUGUCCCGUCUUUCUUUAAUCACAA